This is a messenger RNA of Cuscuta epithymum, 795 nucleotides long. NCBI's taxonomy places the organism in Eukaryota, Viridiplantae, Streptophyta, Magnoliopsida, Solanales, Convolvulaceae. The record is from the annotation of a GenBank genome assembly.
CUAGCGGCCCUUCGAGAGACAGACGGACAGUAGAGGGUAAAAGCAACGCCGCAGCCAUGAGUCUGGUAGCGAAUGAAGAUUUCCAGCACAUUUUGCGUAUCCUUAACACCAACGUCGAUGGAAAGCAGAAGAUUAUGUUCGCUCUCACUUCCAUCAAAGGUAUCGGCCGCCGAUUUGCCAACAUCUGCUGCAAGAAAGCCGACAUCGACAUGAACAAAAGGGCUGGAGAGCUGUCUUCUGCUGAGAUUGAAAAUCUGAUGACGGUUGUUGCAAACCCCCGUCAGUUCAAGAUCCCAGACUGGUUCCUUAACAGGCAGAAGGAUUACAAGGAUGGUAACUAUUCACAGGUUGUAUCCAAUGCUUUGGAUAUGAAACUCAGGGAUGAUCUUGAGAGAUUGAAGAAAAUCAGGAACCAUCGUGGUCUGCGACACUACUGGGGUCUUCGUGUACGUGGACAGCACACUAAGACUACUGGACGCAGGGGAAAGACUGUUGGUGUCUCCAAGAAGCGUUAAGAGAUUUUGUUUUUACACCCCAUCUGUUCUCAUUAAAUUAUGUUCUGUUUAUUUUUCAAAUUUUGGUUAAAUAUACAAUGAAUGAUGUGGUUUUAGCACUUGGAGUUCCUGUUUCCUAAGCAUGUGAGCCUUUAGGGUUUUCAAUCAAAGUCGACAGCCUUUUGCUUCCUCUCUAUAUUACUAAUUUACUGAACUGAUGAGUGAUGAGUUUUUAGAACUUCUAUAAUCAUUUCUGUGGGUUUAAUGCCUCCUUUGGUAAUUUCGAUUCUUUCAUUCCAAA